AGCGUUGCGAACAGCCUAAUGUGUCAGUUCAUAUACGAGUCUCGAUGAUUUAUACAAACACUACCAUGUGGGCUUGAGUAAGUAAACAGCAAAUCAAAACAAUAUCGCUCGCAUUUGCUGCGAAGUAUUCGUUGCAGUCAACCGAAAAGUGCAGAAAUUGAGAUAAUAUCGUAAGUCUUUUUGUCCCGUACACCAUAUUUUUAGAAUAAAUGAAAGGCAUAUAGUCUUUUUUGAGUAUCUUGAAUCAGUUAGAAUUUUCACCUCAUUCAGCGAAAGGAAAUAUAGUGAUACCGAAGUGUAGAACAUUGUUUUUUCGAAAGUGAUUACGCCAUCUUUGUUUUCAAACGACCUUGAAAGUUAUUCCACGUUCAACGAAUGUAAUUAGGACGAUUAUAUAUCAAAGCGCAACAAAUAUUUCAUCAACGUUUUAUAUGAACAAGCCUUAUAUUCUUAAUUGAUGGUGCAAAAGAGAAUGCCUCCCUAGACGGCUGACGAUCGUAAAAAAUCACUAUCGGUCGUUUAAGGUUUUGUGUCGUGCACAUAGAAAAAUCGAUAUGAUAAACAGCGUUAAUAAUGAACCGCUAUCGUCUUCCGAUAUGUAUGGAAACACCGUUGGAUCGGCAAACCAGCAGCAGCAAACGGUAAUUGGUGACGGAAACAAUGGCAAUAAUAAUCUUAAGUGCUACUUCAACAAUAAUACGGCCUCCGAGAACCAAAAUUACAAUUUGAAUAGUCAUCAAACCAAAAACGCUGCUUCGUACAGAUUUACGCUGGAAAAAAAUAUAAAUUUGUACAACUUCUAUGCUAACAAUAAUAAACGUGAUACAGCCAAAGAUCUAAAAACCACAUGCAGUACCGUUAGAGAUAUUAUUGACCAAAAAGACACCACACAAAAAAAUGUUGAAGAAAAGUCUACCAUUAUCUCUACCACACUGAGUACAAAUUCUAGCAGGAACAUGAAUGACCUUCAAAACCAGCACCACAAUUAUUCUAAAUCAUAUGACCGUCUGGAGACAAAAGUUGCACCUAAUGGUAACUAUUCGUCCAAUGAGGAUGACCAUGUGCCUGAUGAUGAGCCUACAAAUCCUUCCUGCAGUUCCAAGUUCUACAUAAAGAAAGAGUUUAACAUGAAUGUUUGUGAUAAUCAAGUAUUCCAAAACACAACUCCACCAGAUCACCAUGCCCGACGUCCAAUGAAUGCUUUCUUGAUAUUCUGCAAACGUCACAGAGCAAUCGUAAGAGAUAGACACCCGAAUUUGGAGAACAGAUCGAUCACUAAAAUACUUGGUGACUGGUGGGCCAACUUAGAGAACGAGCAGAAGUCGAGCUACACAAAACUAGCCAAGCAGUACAAGGAUGCAUUUUUCACUGCUCAUCCAGAUUUCAAAUGGUAUAAGUUGCCUGCCCCUCCAUUGCGUCCUCCAGGGAUCCGACCAAUUAAAGCGGGACCGAUGAGUUUUGGGUCUGAUGUCGAGUGCAACGAUGGCCUUGUAUAUGAAGCUGUUCAAGUGAAGCUGGAAGAACACGACGAGAAAGACCAACGCACAUUUAAACCUAAGGAUGAGUUGAUUAUACCCAAUUCUGAAUACUUGUAUGAGGAACCAUUAUCAAUAGCAAAGGCGACGAGAAAGGAUUCACAGAUGGGUGUCUUCAAGUUGGCCGAGGCCGCUCAAAUGGGCAGUUUGAAUAGUUUGAUGGCAGAUUCGUAUGAUGAAACAGCCAACCAAACUGAUGCAGUUGAUGUAACAAAUCGAAUCGACACCGACAACAACAGUUCCCUAUUCGAGUGCGGUUUGCAUGUAUCCAAACGGUCAUUAAUGGAACCAUGCAUUAACAUGAAAACCCACUUUUAUUCCAAAUGUCCAAAUAACGCGAGUCGUGAAAUGGGUGCCUAUUAUAAUAAACCAUUCAAAAGAGCUUUUGAUUCGCUGCACUAUGAAUUUUACGACGAGGACUACACGAAAAAGACUGCACGCGCAUGUAAAGGGAAGCGUUACCAGCAAUUUAUGACACUGGCAAGACCCGGAAGCGCUCCCAAAAAGACUUCAAAAAGUGCCACUGUUGUUCGGGAGGACCAACAGGUUUUUGUAGCAGCAUCUCCUAAUCAUAGACAGAUGCCAGAUAAUGACAUGCAUAAUCUAAGCCUUUUUUUGGAACACAAGGAAUGUGAAAGAGAUUCACCUGGUGACGACUCAAAGUUAGGUAUUAAGCAUUUCGAUGCUUCGGACUUUGAUUUAGAUAAGAAAAUAAAUGAGCUGCCUAGUUAAAUCUCGACGAAUAUUUGGUUAAGAAAAAGGAUACAAAGAAAAAAAAGAAAAUCAACGGAAAGUUCAAAUCAUCAAUAAAGCCUCGCGUCACGGCGGUGGAACAAAAAGAAAAAAUCGUCGGCAGCCGCAAACGCAAAGCUCGUAAGGAAAGCAUUACGCGCCGUGAAGUUUCUUCGAAUGAAACUCUGGUUCCCGAAGCUGAUGCGCUAUUCGCUCUAGCAACUCUAGCUGAGGUAGCUGCUAACGAAAAUCAUAUCGACGAAAAGACAGUCUAAGUCAGAGUGGGUAGAUCACUGGUGAGAUGGUUGACGGCGUCCGUAAGGCCAGUGUAACGAUAGAUAACGAUUAAGCAAACACAUAGUUCUAAGUAAAUCUUUUCAAAUAUUUGCUAUAAGCAUUAGCGCCGUAUGCGUUUAACGCAGAGAUGCUAGGGAGCAUGUUAUAAGAGAGGAACGAUAACAUCGUUUCAAUAUAUUUUUAAAUUAGAAAUUGUUAUUAUGCUUUAUUUUUUUAUUUUUGUGCUAUAUACCGAAAGUGUACCACAAAAGAGUCGAUCAUGUUUGAUUCGUUGUUAUUCAUAUUUGAUAAACGUUGUUGCAGAAUUCAAACCUAUAUUUGUUUUAUUUUACGCAAUAGUAUUGCCUUAAAAGAUAAUGUAACCCAGAUAUUUCUUUGUUUAUUUAUGUAGGUAGAUUACGUCGACUAUUUCUAUACUUUUAUCAAUUAUGCUUUAACGAUAUUCACAACAAAAAAAAUAGUGUCAGAGCUUGGCAGAUUGUAAAAUUAUACUUUCCAUAUUUUGCUUUAUUUGAAUAAAAUAUUACUGUAUGUGCUUACGUUAAUCAAGUGAGAUGUCCAUCUGAUUUUUAUGAUUAUAUUAAACCAUAUUAUAGUUCAAAA
Messenger RNA from Topomyia yanbarensis, 3167 nucleotides. It is a transcript of the gene bbx, whose product is annotated as transcription factor Sox-11-A. Bases 555 to 2267 code for a protein of 570 amino acids. Gene Ontology annotation, biological process: regulation of transcription by RNA polymerase II. The record is from RefSeq and is a predicted model, not a curated record. The transcript is spliced from 6 exons. Gene Ontology annotation, cellular component: nucleus. Gene Ontology annotation, molecular function: DNA-binding transcription factor activity, RNA polymerase II-specific; RNA polymerase II transcription regulatory region sequence-specific DNA binding. NCBI's taxonomy places the organism in Eukaryota, Metazoa, Arthropoda, Insecta, Diptera, Culicidae.